This is a messenger RNA of Ruditapes philippinarum (Manila clam), 2415 nucleotides long. RefSeq names its product exportin-5-like. The transcript has 15 exons. Lineage: Eukaryota; Metazoa; Mollusca; Bivalvia; Venerida; Veneridae. The annotation marks the transcript as partial. Gene Ontology annotation, molecular function: nuclear export signal receptor activity; RNA binding. The record is from RefSeq and is a predicted model, not a curated record. Gene Ontology annotation, biological process: RNA export from nucleus; protein export from nucleus. Gene Ontology annotation, cellular component: nucleus; RNA nuclear export complex; cytoplasm.
AUAUUUUCAGCUGUUGUUUUUAACCUACCAGGUCAGACAAAGUCUACAAGAAGCAAGGCAGUUAAGAAUGUGAGACAGCAUGCAUGUUCUAUUCUUGUCAAAAUCUGCAAGGAAUACCAGGAUCUUGUCUUUCCGGUUUUUGAUGAGUUAUUCAACCAUAUACAAUCUAUCAGUAAUGAUCCAGAUAAUUUAUCUCAGAUGGAGAGAUGUAUUCUGAUGGAGGCCAUGAUACUUAUUAGUAACAACUUCAACAAUUUUGAGAAGCAGUCUGCAUUUAUAGAGGAAGUUUUAAAACCAGUCAAGGAAUUUUGGUCAUCUGAAGAAUUCAGAAUGGCAUUUUGGUCAACAGAUAAAUUUAUGUCCUAUGUUGGAUUAGACCAAGCCCCUGUGGAACCUAGCUCUGCAGAUACAUGUGGUAUAAACCGAUCUCAUAUUAGCUUUUGUAUUCACACAAUUCUAGCUGUAAUCAAACGUAGCAAGUGGCCAGUUGAUUUCAAGGCUGCGAAAGAUGGUGGGUUUGUAAAUGUAAACCAGAAUGACUUUAUCAUGCGUAACCCAGCAACCGCACACAUCACCUGUCUGCUAGAAAAUGUUCUUGCUCUUCUCAAGGCCAUGAAUAUGUUAUUCUGUGAGAAUUACAUGAAACUGUGUCAUCCUGAUUACCGAAAGGCCUACUUAUUACCAGACAAUGAGAUACUAUCACUCCUAGGAGUACCUAUGCCACAUGUUGAUGACUCGAGUCGUAUCAGGAGUAAACAACCUCUAGAAAGAAUGCAGAAUUUUCUCACAAUUUCGUAUGAAAUAAGUUUCCAUAUUCUGGGCAAUGCAGGUCAAUGUCUAGGAAGUGAAUUUUAUGCCAUACCAAACCUAGCCGAGUCUAUGAUACAGACUGUGUUAUCAAAUCUUGAAGUUUUACCAGACUAUAGACUGAGACCCAUCAUUCGUGUUUUUCUGAAGCCAUUCAUCAAUAAUUGUCCUAGUGAGUACUACAGAGUGGCAGUGCUACCAGUGUUAGCUCAUGUGUGCCCAUUUAUGUAUCUGAGGCUUGGGAAGAAAUGGAAAGACAUAAAUGAGAGAUGUCAGACAAGAAAAGAUACAGAUGAUGACAAUCAAGAAAGUCAAGAAGUUAUAGAAGAGCAAGUCACCAGGCAACUAACCCGAGAAUAUGUUGAACUAUUAGGAAUUAUAUUCUAUAAGAAAAGGAAUAAAGAAAGUAAUGGGGCAGGAGGAGACAAGAUGUGUGACGAUGAUGAGUUUCAAUCUCCAAACAGACCCGACCUUGGAGAACUAGGAAAUUUAUGUCUUAGCAUUGAUUGGGAGCGAAAAACAAACACAAACCCAGAACGCGGAUUUACUGAUGAUGGCGAAUCAGUUCCUGAGGCAAAGAGGCGCACAGCUGCACAAAAAGUGAUUUAUCUAGAACUCAUGUUAGGGCAAAUUGCAAACUUCUGCCCAAUAAUUUCUCGUAACACUAUCGUGAAAAAUGCAACGUCAAUAAAAACUAUUUGGCAGACAAUUCGUUUACAUUUCGGAUUCCAGUCAACAGGAGCACAUUUUCUGGAUUUUGACAGUAUACAACUUCAACCAGGAGAGAGACCAGAGGAUUUAUACCAGCGUUUAUCAAGUUUUAUCGAAGACAACACAUUAAAGAAAGAUGGUGGCCUAUCUCAUAUGGGAACUGUACCAGAUGAAGACGAAGAGAUUACCCCAACAGUCGAAAACUUGGUUGUAUUAACAUGGUUGAGAUUAAUAGACAAUCGUUUGCCGGCACUAGUAAAACAGCGCUACGGAACAGAACUUCGUUCAAGGACUUUAGCCACACUUAAGCCUGAAAUUUCUCUCGCUUUAGACAGUUUGCUAGACGAAAUACAUGCCGUAGCUGAUGCAAAAGUCAUGCGUUCUGCUUUUAAAGGUUCUAAAGACAACGGAAAAUUUCGAUCAAUCUCUCGUGCCACCCUUCGUGUCCCUUAUGAAGACAAGCGUUAUCUUUCAAGUGUUCGUCAAACUGUCUCGGACGAAACUGCGGGGGAUCCGGAAAUCGAUCAAGAGUCUUACGAAGAUGACAAUCAGCAAUCUCAAUGCUAUGGUAUACAUUCGGCUACUUCUAGACGUGUAAGCACCAAACAGUCUCCAACAUUAAAAACAUUUUAUAAACAUUUUCCUCUGAAUGUUACCCUAGAUACUGGAGCAGAAAUCAACAUGUUGAAAUUGUCUGUUGCACACUAUAUGGGAGUACCUAUUAAGAAAAGCAAUCAACGUGCACUCCAGGCAGAUGGUUCCACCCCAUUAAAGGUGGCUGGCGAGACACAUAUAGUUCUUACUCGUGGCGAACAGAGUUUAACUGUUGAGGCAUUAGUGGUUGAAAAACUUAGAUGUGGAUUUACUUGGUGGAAUACCUUUCAUGGCAACAAAUGA